Molecule: messenger RNA, 1713 nt
Organism: Mesitornis unicolor (brown roatelo)
Lineage: Eukaryota; Metazoa; Chordata; Aves; Mesitornithiformes; Mesitornithidae
Gene: PCSK2
Product: proprotein convertase subtilisin/kexin type 2
Exons: 7
Biological process (GO): protein processing
Cellular component (GO): trans-Golgi network; Golgi membrane
Molecular function (GO): serine-type endopeptidase activity
Source: RefSeq, a predicted model, not a curated record
AAUGCCAAAGCCAGCUAUGACUUCAGCAGUAAUGAUCCCUACCCUUACCCCCGCUACACAGAUGACUGGUUUAACAGCCAUGGAACAAGGUGUGCGGGAGAAGUGUCUGCUGCUGCCAACAACAACAUCUGCGGCGUGGGAGUUGCAUACAACUCUAAGGUGGCAGGUAUUCGAAUGCUUGACCAGCCGUUUAUGACAGACAUUAUCGAGGCUUCCUCUAUCAGCCAUAUGCCUCAAGUCAUAGAUAUAUAUAGUGCCAGCUGGGGACCAACUGAUAAUGGAAAGACUGUGGAUGGACCUAGAGAGCUGACACUGCAAGCAAUGGCAGAUGGUGUGAAUAAGGGCCGGGGUGGCAAAGGAAGCAUCUAUGUCUGGGCCUCUGGAGAUGGGGGCAGCUAUGAUGACUGUAACUGUGAUGGGUAUGCAUCGAGCAUGUGGACAAUCUCCAUAAAUUCUGCUAUAAAUGAUGGACGAACAGCUCUGUAUGAUGAAAGCUGCUCUUCAACCUUAGCCUCCACCUUUAGUAAUGGGAGGAAGAGAAAUCCGGAGGCUGGUGUGGCUACAACGGAUUUAUAUGGCAACUGCACCCUGAGGCACUCAGGAACGUCUGCAGCUGCUCCUGAGGCAGCCGGAGUGUUCGCCUUGGCCCUGGAGGCUAACUUGGAUCUCACAUGGAGAGACAUGCAGCAUCUGACAGUGCUGACCUCCAAGAGGAAUCAGCUUCACGAUGAGGUUCACCAGUGGCGUAGAAAUGGUGUUGGGCUGGAAUUCAACCAUUUGUUUGGUUAUGGUGUCCUAGAUGCAGGAGCAAUGGUUAAGAUGGCGAAAGACUGGAAGACUGUACCCGAGAGAUUCCAUUGUGUUGGAGGGUCAAUACAGGAACCCGAAAAGAUACCACCAAGUGGAAAGCUGCUCCUCACACUUACAACUGGUGCUUGUGAGGGGAAGGAAAACUUUGUCCGAUACCUUGAACACGUCCAAGCAGUUAUAACUGUGAAUUCCACUAGGAGAGGCGACCUCAACAUCAACAUGACCUCGCCAAUGGGAACAAAGUCCAUUUUACUGAGCCGGCGUCCCAGGGAUGACGACUCCAAGGUGGGUUUUGACAAAUGGCCUUUCAUGACCACACACACUUGGGGAGAAGACCCCCGAGGCAUCUGGGCUCUAGAGAUUGGGUUUGUGGGCAGCCUGCCACAGCGAGGCGUGCUGAAGGAGUGGACACUGAUGCUGCAUGGGACUCAGAGCGCACCAUAUAUAGACCAAAUAGUAAAAGAUUAUCGGUCCAAAUUGGCCAUGUCCAAGAAGGAAGAGCUGGAAGAAGAAUUGGAUGAAGCAGUGGAGAGAAGCCUGAAGAGUAUACUGAGCAAGAACUAGUGCUGUUCUGCAUGACGGUGUCUUUUCUUCCCCAGAUCCCUCUUCUUACCUUUCUACUACCCAAACCUCUGUGUUAGACAUAUUACAAUGAUUGUCUCUGUAGCCAGAUUAUCACUUUCUUGGUUUUAAAGUCUUUUAUCUCAUCAGUAAUUAUUUUAAUUACCACUGAAGCUAUCCUUUUUUUUUUAACUCUAAACUACAAAUAUACUGUCCCCCACCAAAUACUAUGUAUAGUUUGUGACUAAAUUAUUUUUCUUUUGUGUCAUAUGAAUAGGUAAUCACCUGCAAACAAGCUGAUGGCUUUUCCCUUCAUAGUUUCGUAGUAAAUGUUGUUUGUAU